AUCCUCCUUUCAUACGAGUUAGGCUUACUUAGCAACUUCCAGUGAAGGUUGUCUAAGUGCCGCACGGGUCGAAAGACUAGCCCCAUGACAAUACGGUACAAUAUUGGCUUUGUCUUUAUGUUUUAUCUAUAGAUGUCUAUUACGAGAUGAAAUUAGCGAAUUAUACCUCAGUAGGGUGAAAAAGAAAGAUAGAAAGAAGAGGCCCGGCAAAUCGCUUAGGAAAUCAAUGAGGAAUGGGCAGAUAUUUAGAAAUAUACUUGCUUUGGCAAUGAUCCCUUGAAAGCAUAGUAAUAAUUAAUAAAUAUUAAAGAUUGACGGCAUAUUUUAUAUUUUAGUCGCCAAAUGGAUGCAUGAAGUUCUAGAAGACGUUGACCAUGAUGAAAGCGUCCGGUUUUGUGAAUCCAGUCCUACCAUGUAGAAAAAUAGCUGAACUCCUAAACCUAAAUCCUCGCUUGCACUCUGAUCUGAAACAGCAGUUUUAGGAACGACAAUGUCCAGAUCCAGAAACCUAUUAGUUAUGUGCUCUGUUCUGAUGGGCUGCCUUUUCGCUUACUCUGCCUCUGUUCAGCUGAAUGACCCUGACUGGUACUUUUGGUUUCCACUGUAUUCCUGCGCCUGCAUGGUUAAUCUGACAAACAGCAUCAUCUCCGCCAAGCUGAACAGGCAAAUCGCAAGGCUUUCGCCGUGGCUUGGGGUGUUUUUAUUUGUCAAAGUUGUGGCGGAAGACCUUGGGAAUGGAGCAGCGGGGUCUCUGUCAUUGGAUUUAAGUGAGAGAGUUGUCAGGGAGAAAACUGGAAGCCUGCUUGUUAUCAUAUCCAUGAUCCUGCAGUUGCGACUAUCAUCUGCCCCAGAUGACCCCUCACUUUUGGUAAAUUACGGUGAGCUCCGGACGUUUAACUCCUCUCACCUUUGCAGCGAAUCAAUCAAAGUAAUAAUAAUUAUACAAGUCACCUGCGGUUGCUUGCAGGCAUGCUGUUCUUGGUGUUUCUCAGUUGCAUCCUAACCCUGCUAUUCUUCUUGGUAACAAAAGGAGAAACGAAGUUCUCGCGCCAACAAAGAAGAUCAGUCACGACCUGAUUACUCGAGAUAAUGUCGCGGGCCACCCUUCAAGGGAUAUCAUGAGGAAACAAGGCCUUUUAACAGAGUGGAAUGUUCAAAUGAAGUUCUUGUACAGAGACGCUAUUUUGGAGGCCGAUCAUCGAAUUUGAUUUCUUGCACCUUUUCUGUUUUGGUUUGUAUUGUGUUCAUUUUGUGCUAAUAUUGGCUGCAAUCUUCAUUCAAAAAGAACACCAGUCACUCGUGGCAUUCGUCUUCUCUUCCCGCCUGAAGACUAUAACCAAUAUUAAUUAAUAUAAAGUUCAAGAGCUGCUUUUCACUGGCAGCAUAUAUGA
Molecule: messenger RNA, 1391 nt
Organism: Prosopis cineraria
Lineage: Eukaryota; Viridiplantae; Streptophyta; Magnoliopsida; Fabales; Fabaceae
Exons: 2
Coding region: 491-1003 (170 amino acids)
Source: RefSeq, a predicted model, not a curated record